This is a messenger RNA of Camelina sativa (false flax), 666 nucleotides long. The record is from RefSeq and is a predicted model, not a curated record. NCBI's taxonomy places the organism in Eukaryota, Viridiplantae, Streptophyta, Magnoliopsida, Brassicales, Brassicaceae.
UCUGGUUUUUACGAAUUCGAUGCUGAUGUGGUUGAAAAAGAGACUGGUUUGUCCAUACCGGUAUCAGAUUUUCAGUUUGAGUAUGUAGAGCCAGGGAUUCAGUUGAUGUCUUUUACCCUGUUUGAACCAGGCAAUUUCUUGCUUACUCUUUCUGAUAUGAAGCAGCACAAUAAGAGUAUCUCUGGUAUGCCAUAUGCGUAUACAGUAUAUAUAGGUUAUUGUGAUGGAUCAAGAAGUAUAGUAAAUGGUUCAGGGAUCAAUGCUUCUAUCGCUGGGGCGUCUCUUGGUUUCUCUAUUUACUUGAAAGAUGCUUAUGGUUAUCCCUCGUCAGUCCAAGUGGAUAGACUUCAGGUCAGAAUCCUACUCGAGGCUGAUUCCUCCUUCAUUCUGCCAACCAUACACCCAAGAGAGACCCUCAAUGGGACUGGAUCAAGUUCCCAAACUGCUACCCCCUUGUAUGAGAAACAUGGCAGAAGAGGUUCAGGUAGUCUAGCGACUCAAGCGAGUAUUUUUGACGUAACUUAUACUCCAAAAAGGAGUGGAAUCUAUAAAAUUCUUAUAUCAUCUGGAAACAUAGUCCUCCAUGGAGGCCAGCCUUUCGUCAAGGAAGUAUAUGCUGGUGAAAUUAAUGUGGCGGCGUGUAGUGUGACCCAAUUCAAUGGAAAA